Procambarus clarkii (red swamp crayfish) is the source of this 4253-nucleotide messenger RNA. RefSeq names its product KRAB-A domain-containing protein 2. The record is from RefSeq and is a predicted model, not a curated record. Lineage: Eukaryota; Metazoa; Arthropoda; Malacostraca; Decapoda; Cambaridae. Gene Ontology annotation, molecular function: nucleic acid binding. Gene Ontology annotation, biological process: DNA integration.
UAACAAACGAAUUAGAGCCCAGUCAGGUACAGAAACCACUACUGCCACCAUCAACAUUUAUAUCUGAAAAUAUUGAGCCUUUCUGUCAAAGAAAAACUGAUAGCUGUUGAAAAAUGUACCAUAAAGAUGGUAUUACAUUUAUUUCUUCAUCAGUGCAUAUAAGAGAAAAGCAACUACCAGUUAUUAUUUCCUGCCCUUAAAUGUUUGUGUAGUUGCCCAUGGAAAUAAUGCCUUUAUCCAAAGCAAAUUAUUAUAACCUGCUGACAACCAAAGUGACUACUUAAGAGUACCACCUAGUGACUAAGUCUACCUAGAGGACAUAAAUGCCCUUUUCUACUUAUGGGCUUCAUGAUGUUUAGUGAAAAUAGUACAGUAUAUUGAUAGCAGGCAGUCAUCCUUUGUACUGUACAUGUGUUUGGGAAUUCCCCCGUGUGACUUAUUUUCAAAAUAACGUGCGUAGUAUAUGAAGUCAUUAGAGAACGAAUAAUAAGAGCCCCAAUGUGAUUUCUUGACUUCCUUUGCACAUAGCAACAAAACUACAUUCCUUUCCCUUCAAUCAACAAAGGGUGUUGACUCACCAUCCUAGAAUGUGUGUGCGCGCGUGCACAUACUGUAGACUCCUUUGUAAAGCAAAGUCUAAUCUCCUGUAUUUUUCAUGUCAAAUGCCAGCUAAAAGACAACCAACAGCAUUUCACCCAGUUCAGUGUAUGCCUAACACAUUUUAAGCUGAAUAUUCAAAUUCCAGACAGUUAUUAAGUUUUAAAAUAAAAUAGGGUUCCUACCCUCGUCAUAUAUUUGAAAAAGAAAACAAGUAAUUCGUAGAGUGAGCAUAACUCUCCUCGAGUGUAAGAAAGAUUCAGUGCUUGUUAAUUCUGCCACCAAACCCCAUUUAUGGAUGUAAAAACACUUUACACACACCCCAUCCUCGGGUAUUGUUUAUUUCAUGCAGCUUCCGUCCCCAAAGACAUUAAAUUUUAACUUGUGUUCAUUCAAAAUGUGUGUUUUCUCCAAUAUACAGUUUUAUUAUUAUAUAUAUAAAUGUAACCUCGAUUUAGCGAACUGUGUGUGAAACAAAUUGCAUCAGCUGUUUCUUUUAUUGUUGCUUUCAUCUACAAAAAUCAUUAAUAACACGACAGUAGACAUAUUAAGAGUUGCCAUUUAUGUCCUAAUAAUUCCCACACUGUGGACUGAUUUUGCAGAGCAAAGUUUUAAUUUCAACCUGUCAUAUGAAGGACAGCUACGAAGAGAACCUGUCUGUAAAGAGAUUUAACCAUAUCUAGCAUAUUCCCCAUGUUCUAGCCUCGAAAAUUCAUUUUCAAAGAAUAAAGGGUUCAUAUUUUAUUGAACAAAAACCUCUGGAACUGGAAAUAACCAUAGAAUUUUAUGUUGGCAAUUAUUUGUAGUUCGUGGGUGAAGUAUUUACGGAGUUGAUCAGUGAAGCACUUUUUGAGACACUGUUCAAACAUUUCUCAAGACAGUGCUUAGCUGAUGGCCUCUGUCCUCACUGAGUCACAACUCUGUAAAUGCUUCACCCACUUCCUUCAAAAAUACAAUUGCCAACAGAGCCUAACCUAACAAGCUGAAUGGCAUUUUUAGACAUAGUAUGCAAGGCCAUCAUCUUACAUAGCCUACUAGGCAGGAAGAUCGGCAUUUCUGGCAGUUUGCAAUACUAAACCUAGUAGGUAACUGCCUGUGAAGCUUAAGUACACAGAUACCAAUCUAUUUAUAUAUGAUAAUUGUCCAUCUUUGUAUUUUGCAUUAAUAGUAUGUCACACAGAACACAUUGGGGAAGAUUGAAGUGUUGAGCAAUUUUAUAGGCUUAAUUUACUCAGUUCAGAAGGAGCAAUGGAUCUUGAACAAUCUACCUCUAGCGAUGACGUUUUUAUUAAAGUGGAGACCAAUCAUGAAUGCCUGGAUUCAGAAUCUCUUUUGGACGAGGAUGUUCCCGAUAGCCACAGAGAACGUUUUCUAAAUAGCAUUAAUAUAAUGCUGAAAAAAGGUGGAGCUGGAAGUCGCACAAUUUUCACAGAAGAAAAACUAGCCAUGUACAUCAAGGAAGUGGACGAGGCUAAAAAGAAAUCUGGCACUAAAACAUCUCGAGAGUAUGAUCUUCUCUCGAGAUAUGAUACAGUAACACGUUUUGGGGAACGUGUAUUGAUUUCUGUUGAUGGCAAACAAAAACAUAAGCAUGGAAAGAAAAGCCAACAGCAGGCGAGUGCCUCUUCUACAAACACUGCACCUCACACCUCUCGAAGAUUCAUACAUAUGGGCCAGUUAUUUGACACCAUUUAUGAUGCACAUCUUGCUGUUGGCCACGGAGGUGAGAAACGGACUUACAUAGAAGUUCGAAAGACGGUGGCUAAUGUAACACAGACAGAGAUUAAAUUGUUUAUCUCGUUCUGUAACACUUGUAAUUCAAAGUGUGUUCCCCAUCGGAAAAAAACAGUUGUAGACCCUAUUGUGUCUGAGGCAUUUGGUGAGAGGGGUCAGAUUGACCUGGUAAACAUGCAGAAAGAGGGAAAUGAUAGCCCCUACAAAUUUAUCCUGCAUUACCAGGACCAUUUCACUAAGUUUUCAAUUCUACGUCCCCUUAGAACAAAGCAAGCCAUUGAGGUGGCAAGGCAUCUUUUGGAGAUAUUCACACUUAUUGGUGCUCCUCAGAGGCUACAGAGUGACAGCGGGCACGAGUUUGUAGCAGAGAUAAUCCAACAACUUCAGUAUGAACUGUGGCCCAACCUUGUUCUGAUUAACAGUCAACCCCACCACUCACAGAGCCAGGAGAGUAUAGAAAGAGCAAACGGUGAUAUCAUUCAACUCUUGCGAGGUUGGAUGACAGACAAUAGGACAAAAGAUUGGUCAUUGGGGCUUCCUUUUGUACAAUUAAGUAAAAACACUGCCUGUAAUUAUGGUACUGGAUUAUCACCCUACAAAGCUGUGUUUGGUAUAGAUCCACAAAUUGGGAUGCAGAUGCAGCUUUCAACUCAAAUGCACAGACUGUUAUGCAGCGGGUUGUUAUAUAAGGAAGAUGUCGAGUCACUUCAACACAAUGCAUCUGAAUCCUCAACCGAGAUGGAUGAUCCAUUAAGAUUAGAGAUAAAGACAGAGGAGGAGAUGCUUAUCAGAGAGACACCACCGUCACCAACAUUGAAGGCGGAGCCACGUUCUCCAGCAUUUCAGCUAGAUAUGAUGCCUACCGAAGAGAAACCAUCACUGCCACCAUCAACAUUUAUAUCCAACAAUGCAGAGACACAUCAAGUUGAUGAGCAGCUGCCAUCAUCAUCAUGGCCAGUGCCACACACACUACUGUCACCAUUGGUGGUGAUAACUGAGAACGUUGAGGAAAUCAAAAUGGAGCAGACAUUUCAGGAACUGCAACAGGAUGACAGUAUGCUUACAGGCAAUCAUACCAUUUUCGGAAGCGUCGGGCCCAGGAGCUAACGAAUAACUCGCUUUUCCAAAUGGGAAGGCCCAAGUCUUCAGAAAAAAAAUUACUUUCCCCUAAGUGGUGUACAAUAUUUUGAUUAAUUUGUUCCCUGAAUACUUGUUAUGUUUUCAUUUUGCAUUACUGUAUUUUUAAUAAAAUAACUUAGUUGAAUUGAUGUACAAAUAUAUAUACAGUAUAUACAAUACUGUAUUCAUGGAACAGAAAAUUAAUUUCAAAAAUUUUAUUAAUAAAAUUAAACAGAAAAUACAGUACUGUAUGUGUAUUAAUGAGUCAAAUAAAAAAAAUAGUUGACCAAACUGCACACUAGAAAUUGACGAGACGACGACGUUUCGGUCCACCCUGGACCAUUAUAAAGUUGAUUGUGGUCCAGGCCUGACCUAAAUGUUGUUGUCUCUUCAAUUUCUAGUGUGUGGUUUAGUCAACAUUUUUCAGCCACAUUAUUGUGACUUUUCAUCUGAAUAAUCUACAGUAUUAAUUGGGACAUACCUAGAGGCUAGUGUCAUAGUCAGUGGCUGCAUCAAAUCAUUUGACACCUCAACCACUACGAAAGGGAAGGAAAGCAAAAAAGUUCAGUACUGCAUGAACAAAUCCACAAGGGCCGUGAUGAGUGUUCGAACCUACGCAUGGGAUCUUGUGCAUAGGAUUGAACCCUUAUUACGGCCCUUGUAGAUUUGUUCAUUUGAUAUAUCACGUUCUUGUGAUUUCUGUAUGUAUAUAUUGCAUCUUUGUACUAUUAAUUUAUAUAUUCUCAUCAUUCUAACUUUGUGAUAAAUAUUGUCUUUACAAUAAAUCGUCUUUGUAAAUCAUG